AUGACUCAGAAAGUAGUUGUGGUCGGAGCCGGGCCAGUAGGCUCCUUGGCCGCGCUUUAUGCAGCUGUACGCGGGUUUGAAGUGGAUGUCUACGAGCUAAGAGCAGAUCUUCGAGACCCAAACACCACACCGUUAAACUUCUCCAAGUCUAUCAAUCUUGCUCUGUCAGAGCGAGGUAUCCACUCCCUUCGCAAGACCGGACUAUCCGAUCUGGCAGAUGCAGUCCUGGCAGAGACGUUCCCCAUGCAUGGUCGCAUGAUCCAUAUCAGGAAGAAUGGCGAGUAUGUUCGACAGCCACAGAUCUAUGAUGCGAGAGGGAGAAGUUUGUUGGCUAUGGAUCGGACAGGUUUGAACAAGACCUUGCUUGACCAUCUAGAGGCCAUGCCUAACGUCAAGCUCAUGUUCAAUCACAAGUUGGUAGGUGCAGACUUCCGGAAGAAGACCGCGUGGUUUGAGCAUCGUACCAAGUCUCCCGAAGAACAGGGCGACGAGUUCGAAAUCAACUUCGAUCUCAUGAUCGGUGCCGACGGUGCACACUCGGCGGUGCGAUAUCACUUGAUGAAGUUUGUGCCCAUGUCGUUUCAGCAAGAGUACAUCGACAAACUCUGGUGCCAGUUCAAUGUUCCAGCCACACCGGACGGCGAAUUCCGAAUACCUCCAAACUACCUACACAUCUGGCCCCAGGACGAAUCUAUGUUCAUCGCUCUCCCAAACCUAGACAAGACUUUUACAUCAACGCUUUUCUUGACCAGGGAAGGCUUUGACCAAUUGGACGCGUCUGGAAAAGUAGUCGAGUACUUCAAUGAGAAGUUCCCCGGCGUGGUUCCUGAACUCAUCACCGAAGACGAUCUCCGCAAGCAGUACACAUCUAAUCAGCACCUGCCCUUGAUAUCGAUCAAGUGUACUCCAUAUCACUACGGAGAUUCUGGCGUUAUCUUAGGAGAUGCGGCCCAUGCCAUGGUACCAUUCUACGGCCAAGGAAUGAAUGCUGGACUGGAAGACGUCCGCGUUCUUUUCGAUUUCAUCGACAGGUAUCCCAACGAUCGAUCAAAGGCACUAGACGAAUACACCAAGGAGCGCACUCCUGACGCACACACCAUCAACGAUCUUGCCGACGGGAACUAUCGCGAGAUGGCAAGCGACGUCAAGAAGCCUCUAUAUCUACUGCGGAAGUGGGUGGAGGAGCAACUCUAUAUCUACGUUCCGAGCAUUGGCUGGGCCACACAGUAUUCACGAGUCACAUUCAGCAACAUGCGAUACUCCGAGGUUCGGCAAGCGGCACAGAGGCAGGCCAAGAUCCUCAACGGCGUGGCCGGUCUGGUGCUGGCUUCUGUUGCUGGUACCGCUUUCUGGUUCGCGCGAUCUGGUGGCGCACAACACGCGAAAAUGGGCAUCAUGAGAUCGAUCUGCGUCGUUGCGCAGAAGAUGCAGAAGCUCACGGAAGGUUGA
Messenger RNA from Alternaria incomplexa, 1449 nucleotides. RefSeq names its product kynurenine 3-monooxygenase, mitochondrial precursor (gene BNA4). Lineage: Eukaryota; Fungi; Ascomycota; Dothideomycetes; Pleosporales; Pleosporaceae. The record is from RefSeq and is a predicted model, not a curated record. Gene Ontology annotation, molecular function: NAD(P)H oxidase H2O2-forming activity; FAD binding; kynurenine 3-monooxygenase activity. Bases 1 to 1449 code for a protein of 482 amino acids. Gene Ontology annotation, cellular component: mitochondrial outer membrane. The transcript has 3 exons. Gene Ontology annotation, biological process: quinolinate biosynthetic process; NAD+ metabolic process; L-tryptophan catabolic process.